CAUUCUUCAAUACCCGCAACAGAUAUGUCUGCCCGCCGUCCCCAUGCGCAAUCCUACGCCGAUGCUGCGGCCAAGCCUCCGCCGGAGAAGAGCGACUCGGACGUGACCCCCGCUGUUCCUGCCGACGUCAUCUAUAAGCUCCUCAGCUUCACGGCGGCCAUGGUCAUCGGCCCCCUCGGCGUGUAUUUUCUGACCGUGAACUCGAUUUUCAGCGGAAACACCACAUUUGCCGGUAUCGCGGCUGCCUUCACUGCUAACGUGGUAUUGUUCGCCUAUGUCUUUGUCGCCUGGAAGGAUGACCAAGGGGAAAGACAAGCAACCGAGAAAGAGAAGUCGAAGAAAGCCCAGUAG
Molecule: messenger RNA, 351 nt
Organism: Penicillium alfredii
Lineage: Eukaryota; Fungi; Ascomycota; Eurotiomycetes; Eurotiales; Aspergillaceae
Product: vacuolar ATPase assembly integral membrane protein VMA21
Exons: 3
Biological process (GO): vacuolar proton-transporting V-type ATPase complex assembly
Cellular component (GO): endoplasmic reticulum membrane
Source: RefSeq, a predicted model, not a curated record